AUGCAAAAGAUUUCGGAAUCUGAGCUCAAGAAGAGGAAAAAAAAUGCUGAGGAUGAAGAGUUUCCCACCAAGGUGGAGAUCCCAACUGCGAAUGGACCCAAGUACCUUGCCGUAGUGUUUACUAUGGAGAGGUACUUCCGCGAUUCCCCCAACUCCCUGGCUUUGUUGGGCCCCGGUUCCACUCCCACCAAUUCCAACCACUGA
Penicillium nucicola is the source of this 204-nucleotide messenger RNA. RefSeq lists its product as uncharacterized. The transcript has a single exon. Bases 1 to 204 code for a protein of 67 amino acids. NCBI's taxonomy places the organism in Eukaryota, Fungi, Ascomycota, Eurotiomycetes, Eurotiales, Aspergillaceae. The record is from RefSeq and is a predicted model, not a curated record.